Molecule: messenger RNA, 625 nt
Organism: Zychaea mexicana
Lineage: Eukaryota; Fungi; Mucoromycota; Mucoromycetes; Mucorales; Lichtheimiaceae
Exons: 4
Coding region: 24-464 (146 amino acids)
Cellular component (GO): nuclear envelope; membrane; endoplasmic reticulum
Molecular function (GO): glutathione transferase activity; glutathione peroxidase activity
Source: RefSeq, a predicted model, not a curated record
UCUUAACUCUAAUCUUUUUCAAAAUGGGUGAAAUCGUUAUUAGCAAGGAAUACGGCUACGUUCUGUCUACCUUUACCGCUAGCGCUCUAUAUCUUUUCAGCUUGGGCAUUCAAGUUGGUAAAUACCGCCGCGCCGCCGAUGUCCCAUACCCUUAUGCAUACGCCGAAAGAGCGGAAGCAGAAAAAGAUCCCAAGAAGCACUUGUUCAACUGCGCUCAACGUGUCCACCAGAACAACCUGGAGGUAUUCCCAGUGUACUCGUCUCUCUUGUUGGUAGGUGGCAUCAGCCAUCCAGUCUAUGCUUCUGCUGCCGGUGCUGUAUUUUUGAUCGGUAGAGCAGUAUAUUCGGCUAAUUAUCUCAGUGGUGACCCCAAAAAGCGUGUCCGUGGUGCCUUCUACUCCUUGGGCCUCCUUGCUCUUUUGGGCAUGACUGGCUCCACCCUUUACAAUCUUCUUUUGCAGUAGAAAGGAAAAUAUAAAUGGAGCGUGCUUAUGACAGAGUGCUGUGUUAUCAAGUGUGCCGUUGCAUACAAAGGCUAAUAUGGCUUUGUAAAAACAUGAAAACUGUUAGACUUCUGUAUUUAUCUUAAUAUAAAUAAACCGUAUCGCAAAAUAUAGUUAUUACC